Messenger RNA from Trachymyrmex septentrionalis, 541 nucleotides. RefSeq lists its product as uncharacterized. NCBI's taxonomy places the organism in Eukaryota, Metazoa, Arthropoda, Insecta, Hymenoptera, Formicidae. The transcript has 3 exons. The coding region runs from base 179 to 421 and encodes 80 amino acids. The record is from RefSeq and is a predicted model, not a curated record.
UGAAUACUCUGCUGUUAUGUUAUUUAUGUGAAUGUACCAUUAUAUCCAUUUGUCCCAUUUAUCAGAUAUCUGUUAUCCGUUUGCGAUUUGGAAAAUAGAUCUUUAGGAAUCUCUUCUAGAUAUAUUACAUAAUUCCACAUAAUUUGCUACAUAUUAUAAAUCCGAAAUAACAACCAACAUGUCGCAAGGUACAUAUCGACCUAUGAAAUAUCCAUAUACCUUAACCGCGAAGAUUGCUCUGUUUCCAUACAGAUAUUACAUACAGCAUAGUUGGCUGUAUAAAUAUUUGCUCUUAAGUACAUUCAUUAGUGUGCCCAUAUUCUAUAAAAUUCAAAAAUUAUCAUAUUCUCCCGAGAAUGUUGCAAAAUGGGACAAAAUCCAUCGUGAAAUGUUCUACGGUACUCCAGAUGGCCAUCACUGAAGUAGAAAUAUAAUUAGAGUAAAAAAUGAACAUGUGUAAGAAAAAAAACAGCUUAGUCAUUUCUCUAAUUAGAACAAAUAAUCUGUAAUAUGUGAAAUAAAUGGAGACAUAAGGAAAUUG